Messenger RNA from Spodoptera littoralis (African cotton leafworm), 1644 nucleotides. The record is from the annotation of a GenBank genome assembly. Lineage: Eukaryota; Metazoa; Arthropoda; Insecta; Lepidoptera; Noctuidae.
AUGCUGGAUUCAAUAAAUCCAAACGUUUCAUACCAGAAAGAAUAUGUUGUACGCAAUCCUGUACACUGCAGUACUCAAGUGGUAUUACCUAAGUCUGAACACGAGGCAAACACUACUAUAGUUGAAAAGAGAAACCAAGGUAUGAACCAUGCUGAGGGCGGUUGGCCUAAAGAGGUUCAUCACGACAAUGAAGAAGAAACUUUGCGAUAUCGUCGUCGCAUCGAACGUGAUGAUGCUUACGUACAUUCUGUUUUAACUCUUGCUCCUAGAUUUGAAAAGUUUAUUUAUCAAAAUAACGCUAUAGAUAUAUAUGAACAAUAUUUUGAAGGUAUAGAAGAAUUAUUAUCCUUUGAAAAAGCCACUGCUAAAUUGAACAACACUUACAGAGAUCCAGAUUUUCGCCCCGUGGCGGGUCUCGCUUGGACGAUUGAAGAAGACCCAAAAUUGGUGGUGUCGUACAGUCACAAAGAGUACCCUGUGAACGAACCAGUUAAUAAGAAAUUCACCUGUUUCCAGUGGGAUUUGGAAAAUCCACAUAACCCAGCUGUUGAGUUUGAACCACCUGCCGCUUGCUGGGAUUUAGCCUGUUCACCAACCAAUCCUUCGAUUGUCUUAGGAGGUCUGGAAGACGGUAGAGUCUGUGUAUUUGAUUUGUGUGCUCGUGAUCGCUGUGUUUCCGUAAGUCCACCACACACAUCCCACAGGGCACCAGUAACUGGUCUUCUCUACAUUCAGUCACGUCACAAUUCUGAGUUUUUUUCUAGCUCAAGUGAUGGACUAUGCAUGUGGCAUGAUUUGCGAAAUCUUUCUAGACCAUUAGAUAUCUUAUUUAUGUCUGUAAAUAUUCCUCAAGGAGAUAGUAUUAGUUAUGCUAACACAGAAGGUAUAACUUCAAUUCAUUACGACCGCACUCUUCCUACUAGAUUUUUUGCUGGAACUGAAUCUGGUCUCGUUAUAAACGUGAAUCGAAGAGGUAAAACUCAGGAAGAGAAAAUGAGCAGCGUAUAUAAUGCACACUUUGGGCCAGUGAGAGCAGUACACCGCAGUCCAUGUACCAGUAAAAUGUUUCUAUCUUGUGGUGAUUGGACGACACAUGUUUGGAGUGAGGAUACAAAAUCGAGUCCUAUCAUAUCUGGAGUCAUGCAUCGUUAUCAGAUCCUAGAUGCAGUGUGGGCACCAGACAGGUAUUCUGGUUAUAUGACUGUAUCAGAAGAUGGUUACUUUCGAUAUUGGGACUUAUUACGUAGAUAUCGCGAACCAGUUUUAUGCAUGCCAUUAGCGAGUAAUCCAAUAUUGAAAAUUGCGCCUCUUAUGGAUAGUCGGUUUGUCGCAUUUGGAGGUAAAUGUGGCAGAGUAUUUUUAGUUUCUUUGUCGCAUGGUUUAUGUUACUCUGAUAUGCGAGAUAAGCAUUUAAUGUUGGAAACUUUUGAGCGUGAGAAUCACCGUGAAGCAAUACUUACAGCCCGUAUGAAGGAAAUUCGUUUAAAAUUUAGAACUGAGGAUGUAUCAUUACAAGUCCCUGAGGAGGUAUAUGAUGAAGAAAGUGCAAUCAGAGCUGCGGAAGAAGAAUACAGGAGGCGAGUAAUAGAAGAAACACGUGAUUUACAUUUACCUGGGUCUAGAUUCGAAAUGCGUAAACGUUGA